AUGUUCUCCAGCGUUCGACUUUCUAUAACGCCACUGCGGCUUUGCAAGACUGAUAUAUUAAAAGGUUCCGGGAAACUUCCGUCUUUAAUGCGUGGUCCAUAUUUUCGCACGACGAAUAAAAAGACUCUCAAACAUCUAACGGCAAUUCCAAGUAAAAGUUAUUCCACCUCAACAAACGAUAAAACCUUAGGUGCAUCCGAGCAAACGACACAUUCCGAUUCCGAAACAAAGAAGGAAGACAUUAAAGGACCCGAGGACCCAUCGAAAAAAAAAAUCUACGAGCCCAUAUCCUCGCUUCUUUCCAGGCCUGCGGUAAUAUCGAAAUUGAACCAUGACGGAGCACAGUUUUUGGUUCAAAGAAUGCGUGAUAUAACUGGCGCAAUUAAAUUCGGCGGUACUCAACACGCGCUCUCCGUUGCAUCCAAGGCGUUAAAUGAGCUCACAGGAUACUCGUCAGUGGAGGGAAUGAAAGAAAAGGUGAUUCAGCAGGAAAGAGAUUUCAUGGCCACACGGCAACGUUUGGCAGAAGCAAAACAUGCUUACGAGGAGGCCAUCACCAGGCGGUCCACCACACAACGUGAGAUCAAUGAACUACUCCAACGCAAGCACCAGUGGUCUGAUGAUGACGUUGUACGGUUUACACAAUUGUACAGAGAUGAGCACAUAAAUGAGCAGGCGGAAAAUACGGCAAAGGAAGAAUUCCGCAAAUGCGAACGACAAGUUGAACAAGAAUACACCGACCUAACACGGUCGAUAAUGUUACGUUAUCACGAGGAACAAGUUUGGAGUGAUAAGAUCCGUAGUGCGUCCACUUACGUUACAAUCGCUUUGAUGAUGCUCAACGUAAUUCUAUUUAUUGGUGUACAGACGAAACGACUUGAGACAUUGGAGGAAAAAAUUGGCCAAUUACUACAGUUAUCAACAAAUCUAUUUUACAAGAACUCUGAGAAUAAUACGAAUACAUUCGAUGUUGGCAAUUCAGAGUUGCCCAUGACAGAAGAAGAAAUUAAAUCUUUCAUGGAUGAUUUUGAAAAACCAGUGGAUAGUAGUCAGCGUGUAAGAAAGCCAAUUAAACUGACACGAGAUGAGUUUGACAAUAUCAUACUCAUAUCAGCUCUCCUGGGGGCAUCUAUAGGUUUACUUAUCAGCGUUAUGGUGACCGAGUUAUUUAGUAGAUAA
Molecule: messenger RNA, 1179 nt
Organism: Acaulospora morrowiae
Lineage: Eukaryota; Fungi; Glomeromycota; Glomeromycetes; Diversisporales; Acaulosporaceae
Source: the annotation of a GenBank genome assembly